ACCUCUAGUUCUAUGUUAGGCGGCACGUGUUGAGUGCGCAUUGAAUUUUAUUAUUUGUGAAUUUUUCAGUUUGAUAAAUAAAAAUGAAGUUAGCAACAAAAAAAGUUAAAAGUCUAGACAGCAAAAAACCCAAAAACGCUGCCAUCAAAAAGAAGAAAGUGUCAGAAAAGCCCAAAUUGCCAAAAGUGGCAAAGAAAGCCGUCAAAGAUGAGGAGAAGCGACCGAAGAAGCAGAAGGCGGCAAAGAAGUCACACAAAAAGGAUUUGGAGGGCCUAAAGGACAUAGAUCCCGAGUUCUAUGACUUUCUUAAAAAGAACGACAAGGAACUCUUGGAUUUUAAUUUGAUGGACAGCGAUGACGACGAAGAAGACCAAAAUGAGGCAGAGCAAAAAGACGAUGGUGCAGAAAGUGAAGAGGAUGAAGAGAAAUAUCACAAGCCCAGCAAUGAUCUGGAGGUAGCCAGUGAUGAGAGUGAUUUCGAAGGCGAUGAUGAUGAUGAAGACGUGGCAGCCGGAGGCGUGCAGAAAAUCACGCUCAAUCUCUUGCGACAAUGGGAACUGCAGCUGAGCAAACCCACUGUGCCAAUUGAAACAGUGCGUCAGGUGAUUCAAGCCUUCAACUCAGCUCUGGCUAGCAUCAGUGCGGACAAUGAAGGCGAAAAGGCGAAUACGGCUGCAUAUAAGGUGGUCGGUGCCGCCGCCUUCAAUGGUGUUAUCCAAUUGUGUGUGAUACAUCUACAGCCGGCAAUCAUCAAUGUGCUGGGCGUGAAACCAAACAGCAGUCUGCCGCUACACAAGCACAAAAAGUGGGUGAAGGUGCGUGGAUGUCUGCGUUACUAUCUCUCUGAUUUGAUACGCCUGGUGGAGCAAAUAUCCAGCUCAAAUAUUCUUAAUGUGCUGCUCAAGCAUCUGCAUCAAAUGGCCGGCAUGGUGGCACCUUUUACUGCGCUCGGCAAAACCAUACUGAAGCGUCUGAUUGUGCUCUGGGCCACUGGCGAUGAGACGGUGCGUGUGUUGUCCUUCUUGUGCAUCCUCAAGAUUACACGCAAGCAGCAGGCCACUAUGCUGAACCAUGUGCUGAAAGCCAUGUAUCUCGCUUACGUCAGGAAUUCAAAGUUUGUUUCGCCCAACACGUUGCCAGGCAUCAAUUUCAUGCGUCGCUCGCUUGUGGAGAUGUUUGCACUGGACUUGAACGUCAGCUAUCAGCACGCUUUCCUCUACAUACGUCAGCUGGCCAUUCAUUUGCGUAAUGCCGUUAUCCUCAAGAAGAAGGAUAGCUUCCAGGCAGUGUACAAUUGGCAGUACAUUAAUUCGUUGCGUCUAUGGGCGGAUUUACUUGGAGCCAGCACAAAUAAGCCACAGCUGCAGCCGCUGGUUUAUCCACUUGUUACUAUCACAACAGGUGUCAUCCGCUUGAUACCAACAGCGCAGUAUUUCCCACUGCGUUUCCAUUGUCUGCAGUCGCUCAUCUCGCUGGCCAAGGAGACAAACACCUAUAUUCCGAUCUUGCCACUAAUUGUGGAAGUUUUGCGCAGCAAUACCUUCAAUCGCAAACACACCGCGGUAUCCAUGAAACCACUGCAAUUCACUUGCAUUUUGCGUUUGAACAAAGCACAGCUAGCGGAGAAUGGUUUUCGGGAUGAAGUUGUGGAGCAAGUGUGUGGCCUGCUGUUGGAAUAUCUAGCUCACGAGUCUGCCACCUUGGCUUUCAGCGAUCUUGUGGUGCCAGUUGUGGUGGCUCUCAAAGCGUAUCUCAAGGAGUGCCGUAAUGCCAACUACACGCGGAAGCUGAAGCAACUGCUGGACAAGAUUCAGGAGAGCAGUCGUUUCAUUGAGCAGCAGCGCAGCAAGAGCAGUGUCAACUUUGAUCUGAAGAACGCGCAAGCGGUGCAGGCCUGGGAGCAACAGGUGCGCAACAAACGCACCCCAUUGGAUAUCUACUAUGCAAGCUGGCUGAAGACACACGAGACCAAGAAGCGACGCCAGGCGGCACAAACAGAUGAUAUUAAUGCAGACUACGAUAUACCCAAGCUGAAGAAACCGGCGGCUAAGUCUGGUGUGCCAGUGCGCAACGAACAGGGCGAAGUGGAGUUGUUCCCAUCAGACUCUGAAGAUGAGGCAAUGGAUAUACCCAAAGAUGAUGACGACGAGGAAGAGGAGGAGGUGCAACCACAGCCGAAACAACCCAAACGUAAGGAGGACAAAAAGAAGCGCAAGAGCGAAAAGUCGCAAGAAUCUGCUGUCGAGGAGGCAGGUGAUGAUUACGAUGAAGCUGCAACUGCUGUGGAUAUUGUUAAGGAUUUGGAUUUGGAUGAUUGGUGAACACACUGAUGUUAUUCUAGUAUAACCACAUAAACUAGCAAUACGUAGAUUUACCAGGAAUCGAAAAUGAUUUGAUUUUUUAAUAAAGAAAUCAUAAUAGACUUAAAC
Molecule: messenger RNA, 2429 nt
Organism: Drosophila albomicans
Lineage: Eukaryota; Metazoa; Arthropoda; Insecta; Diptera; Drosophilidae
Gene: Noc2
Product: nucleolar complex protein 2 homolog
Exons: 2
Coding region: 84-2321 (745 amino acids)
Biological process (GO): ribosomal large subunit biogenesis; negative regulation of transcription by RNA polymerase II
Cellular component (GO): Noc1p-Noc2p complex; nucleolus; Noc2p-Noc3p complex
Molecular function (GO): histone binding; transcription corepressor activity
Source: RefSeq, a predicted model, not a curated record